Messenger RNA from Lagenorhynchus albirostris (white-beaked dolphin), 1102 nucleotides. It is a transcript of the gene BBLN, whose product is annotated as bublin coiled coil protein. The coding region runs from base 124 to 375 and encodes 83 amino acids. Lineage: Eukaryota; Metazoa; Chordata; Mammalia; Artiodactyla; Delphinidae. The record is from RefSeq and is a predicted model, not a curated record. The transcript has 2 exons.
GGCGUUCCGCCCUUCCGGCCCCGAGUUCCAUCCACCGCCUCCCUCUUCCGCCCCGCGCCGGUUGUCGGCGCGACCGUUCCCGCGAUCAGUCGUCGCGCUGCCCUUGCGGCUCCCGAGCCCACAAUGUCGGGCCCCAACGGGGACCUGGGCAUGCCGGUGGAGGCGGGCGCGGAAGGCGAGGACGACGGCUUCGAGGAAGCAGAAUACGCUGCUAUCAACUCCAUGUUGGACCAGAUCAACUCCUGUCUGGACCACCUGGAGGAGAAGAAUGACCACCUCCACGCCCGCCUCCAGGAGCUGCUUGAAUCCAACCGGCAGACACGCCUUGAGUUCCAGCAGCAGCUCGGGGAGGCCCCCAGCGAUGCCAGCCCCUAGGCUCUGGGAGCCCCGGCCAGGCUCUGGCCUGAGCACUCACUACCUGGCUUAGAUACCUUCUCAAGGGCUGGCCUACAGAUUUUCCGGGGCAGGGGGAGGUGGUGUCUGCCGGCCUAGGCCACUCUUCUGGUACUUCACUUGGCGUACCUAGGCCCGCCCCACCUCCCGGCACCCCCUCCUCAGGGCUUCCUCCCCACUGCUGGCCAGGUGUGGGCCAGCGACCCACCCACCUUGCCUGUCUGCCCAACUCCUGGACGCUCCCCACGCUGCCCAGGCCUUGAGCGUCCACAUUAAACUGGUCUCCAACACUACUGCGCCUCCUCUCUCCUCUGUAUCCCGGGAUGAGGACCCCAGUGGCCGCCAGAGGUAAACAGGGCAGUGGAGGCAUCCCAGGCAUAGAUCACACACCGGCUCAUAGGCAUGGUGGUGGGGCCGGGCUUCUUGGCCUUCUUGUAUUUCUGGACACAGGUGCAGGUGAGGUCAGGGCUUCCUCCCCACCGGGUGUGCUCCUGGGCAGCGGCUGCUUCCCCAGCCUAGCUGAGACAGCAUCAGCCAUGCUGUAUGACCCUGUGUGAUGUGCUCAGCUUCUCUGGGUUCUAGGGCCUUUCACUAAGACAACCAACACCAAGACAUGCUGUGCAAUAUGUAUAAAAUAGAUAAGAACCUGCUGUGUAAAAAUAAAUAAAAUUCAAAAAAAUAAAGACAUGCUGUGCAACCUUGGGUUCCA